CUCUCUAUCACCUUUAACCUGAAGAAAUCCUGACGUUGUCAUCUGACCUGCUGCACAACGAAACCUGGAUGAUCAGAAACUCCACCCUCUUACAACACUUACUAGGAAUGUUGUAGUCUUUGUUAAACAUUAGUUAACAUUAAGACACGUACACAGGAGUUAUAAUGCAUAAUGCCAUACACCAGUGGGUCAUACCAACUACACAAACUGUAUGGGGGUGUCCUGGACAGAACUAUUCACUGCAUCUACUACAAGGAAGAGACUGUCUCAUUAUUUCUCUUCCUGUCAAACUGACUCUACUGUUUGACAAAGGCAAAAAAGGUGAAUCAGCGAUCAGUGGAAAAUGAAGAAAAAUACUUUAAAGGAUUGUGAGGAGCUUGUUUCAGAACAGACUGCGGAUAUUUGUACAUUUUCAUUUUUGAAAGCAUCAUUCAGAAAGUGAAAGUAAAGUCUACAUUUCUGAAGCUCAAACUGAGAGAAUGGAUUCACCAGCUGAAUAUGAUUAUUCCUGUCCUGUGUGUCGUGAAAUCUUCAACAAUCCUGUUAUUUUAUCAUGUAGUCACAGUUUCUGUAAAGAGUGCCUUCAGCAGUUCUGGAAAAUCAAGAAAAUUCAGGAGUGUCCUGUCUGCAGGAUAAGAUCAAAAUCUGAGCCGACAUGUAAUCUUGCUUUAAAAAACUUGUGUGAGUUGUUCCUGAAGGAGAGAAAUGAGAGCCAAUCACCAAGAUCUGAGGAGCUCUGCAGUUUACACAGUGAGAAACUCAAACUCUUCUGUCUGGAGGACAAACAUCCUGCAUGUUUAGUGUGCUUAACUUCACAGACACACAUCAAUCACACAUUCAGACCCAUCGAUGAAGUGGCUUCAUUAUAUAAGGAGGAGCUCAAUACAUCACUGAAGCCCUUACAAGAGAAACUGAAACACAAAGAAAACAUUAAAGCAAAGUUUGAGAAAAUAGUUCAACACAUCAUGUCUCAAGCUGAUCACACAGAGCGUCAGAUUAAACAUCAGUUUCAGAAGCUUCAUCAGUUUCUCAGAGAUGAAGAAGAAGCUACAAUCAUUGCACUGAGGGAGGAAGAGGAGCAGAAGAAGCAGAUGAUGAAAGAAAAGCUGGAGGAGAUUAACAAACACAUCUCAGCUCUUUCACACACAAUCAAAGACAUGGAGGAGAUGAUGAAAGACAAUGACGUCUGCUUUCUGAAGAAGUUUCCAGUCUCAAUGGAAAGAGUCCAGAUCUCACAGCCGGAUCCACAGAUGGCUUCUGGAGCUUUGAUUCAUGUGUCACGUUACUUGGGCAACCUGCAGUUCAGAGUCUGGAAGAAGAUGCAGGACAUCGUCCAAAACACUCCUGUGAUUCUGGAUCCAAACACUGCGAAUCCACAUCUCAUCCUGUCUGAUGAUCUGACUGGUGUGAGAUACAGCUUGAACAGUCAACUGCUUCCUGAUAAUCCAGAGAGAUUUGAUGAGUAUUCAUGUGUUCUGGGUUCAGAGGGUUUUAACUCAGGGACACAUUGCUGGGAUGUGGAGGUUAAAGAGAGUUUGUACUGGAGUCUUGGAGUAACUACAGCAUCAAACCAGAGGAAGGGACUAGUUUUCUUUAAUUCUGAUGUCUGUUGGGUGCAGUAUGGACUAGAUGAACGGGUUGGUUUUCCUGUUAAACAGAAGCUUGAGAAGGUUAGAGUUCACCUGGACUAUGACAGAGGAACAGUGUCAUUCUCUGAUCCUGUAACUAACACAAAUCUACACACAUUCACAACCACCUUUACUGACACAGUCUUUCCUUUCUUCUGGUGUCAUGAUUUGAAAAUUUUACCAGUUACAUUGCAUCUGAUAGAAGAGAUCUGACAUGCCUCCUGGAGGUCAUAGGCCCAAGCAGGCUCACAGAAAUCUGGUCUUCCACAAACCAUUAACAACUUGUAUUCUCCUAUUGAUGUUGGCCAAAAUGUUUGGUGACAUAUUCCUUAAACAUCAAAGAGAUUCCACAGGGGGAGACCUGACAUCAUCCCCACAAGGAGAAGACCUGAUUCUUGAACAAAUCGUUCUUUUCAGUCAAUUUGCAGCCAGGAAUUUGCUGAGCUGGUUCACAAAACCAAAAUAAAUCGAAGUUUAGUUGUGGGUUGAUGACACAAGAUGCAGAAUUAGAGACAACUCUAGGAGCCACUAGAUCUGUUACUGAACCAAAGAACCGCUUUGAAAUGAAUGAAUUAAACCAACAGGCAGAUUCAGAAGUCAGCGAUUCAAUCAUGUCUGACUCAAAAGAACCAAUGAGCCGGUUCAACUGUUUUCCUAGUAUUACAGAGGACUUGUCGUCUGUUGUGACUAGUGUUGUCAGAAGUAUUGGUACUUCAGUAUCAAGUCUGUACUGAAAUUUUAAACGUACUGGGUCAACUUGGUACAAUGAGUAGAUAGGCAAGAUAGGUGGUUGUUUUUAAAUGUGCCUGUGCAUUUAGUAUUUGUGUGGGCACAAGAAAAGUAAUCAGUGUUUCUAUUUACAAUGUGUUUUUUGAAGUGUUGAGCAUUUUAGAAAUGCAAUGGCCAAUGAGACAUGUUUAAGUUUAAGUUAAUCAGAAUCUGCUCAACGCUGCUAAAAAUGCCAGAGUUUAUGUUCUACACACUCAUGAAUCCUUUCAUUACAAUGUAUAAACACAAUGUAAGUAUAAGAUUCAUUGUGCAGUGUAGGCAGCUUCUUCGAUUAUAACUGGAGUUUUCACAUAAGUGUAGAACUCUGAUCUUAUACUCGCAACUUAAGUGAUUGACAGCUCUUUGCUUGCUUUCUGUAUAACCCGUUUGUAAUUUGAAGAAAAGUUGUAUUUUUCAUGCUGCUGAGUACACAUUGCACUGUGAUAACCACAAUUAAUUGUGGGAUUGAAUCCGAAACUGCAAUGACUGACAUAGUGAUAACCAUAGCAAUAAACAGGAAAUAAAAAUCUGAUACUGUAUGCCAAAAUAGAUAUAUGCAUCAAGUCUUGGAGUGUAUAUACAGACUUUCCACUUGUUUAAUGUAAUGUUUCUGUUUUUUGUUUUUUUUACUUGACCUUUUUAAAGGAAUGUUUACUCAAUCUAUAUCUGAAGACCACAUGCUGUUUUAAUGUACUACUUAUUAUUAUCAUUAAUAAUUAACUUUUUUAUUUUAAAAUAUUUGAAUAGUUCCAAUAGGUUUUGCUAUGGUACCAAAAUACCAAGAAUCAUGAAACUGUACUGGUGUUGCACAGACUGCUGAAGUUUUGGUCCUGAAUAAAACAUUUAUAAAACCACA
Molecule: messenger RNA, 3252 nt
Organism: Megalobrama amblycephala (Wuchang bream)
Lineage: Eukaryota; Metazoa; Chordata; Actinopteri; Cypriniformes; Xenocyprididae
Product: zinc-binding protein A33-like
Exons: 6
Coding region: 480-1841 (453 amino acids)
Molecular function (GO): zinc ion binding; protein binding
Source: RefSeq, a predicted model, not a curated record